AUGGGCAGUAAGAGACAGCACCCAUUACCAUUUCUACAGAGUUGGUUGCAGAGUACUGUUGAGACAUUGAUCAGAAAAGAUUAUACUUAUUCUCAUAAUAUUGUAGCGAAGAACUUUAUACAGUCUUCCUCUGCUGUGAAGUUAACUCCUAUCUUGAGAAUUUCUAGUUUUAUUAAAACAACAAAGGAUAAUAGUAUUACAGCAGUAUUGACUGAUUCUACUCAUAAGAUCUUAGUAAAAUUCCCAUUUAAGUCAGCUAUAAUUAAUUUUGAAAAUACAUAUAAACGUCGUAUAACUCAAGAUACUGUACAUACUUUAGUAGUUAUUAAAGAUGCCAAUUUAAUUUUUCAAAAUAGACAACAAUUAAAAGAACAAUUUGAUGUACUUUAUCCUAAUGAAUUAGAUAUUAUAGUAUUAGAGAUUUUAGAUUUAACUUUAUUUCAACAAGAACAAAUUAAAUUCACAUCUGUAGAUAAUUCAUUACAUUUUAUAUAUGAUGAACGAUGGUAUGCUAGACUAUGUAUACGACCGAAAAUUGGUCAGAAAUAUAUUUCAACAGAUCCUGAUGAAUAUGAAGGUAUGAUCUCACACGAUGAAGAUCUGGAAUGA
Scheffersomyces amazonensis is the source of this 609-nucleotide messenger RNA. It is a transcript of the gene EST3, whose product is annotated as telomerase subunit. Bases 1 to 609 code for a protein of 202 amino acids. Lineage: Eukaryota; Fungi; Ascomycota; Pichiomycetes; Serinales; Debaryomycetaceae. Gene Ontology annotation, cellular component: chromosome, telomeric region; telomerase holoenzyme complex. Gene Ontology annotation, molecular function: telomeric repeat DNA binding. Gene Ontology annotation, biological process: telomere maintenance via telomerase. The transcript has a single exon. The record is from RefSeq and is a predicted model, not a curated record.